Oncorhynchus nerka (sockeye salmon) is the source of this 2814-nucleotide messenger RNA. Its product is annotated as RNA-binding protein 4.1-like. Gene Ontology annotation, cellular component: nucleus. Gene Ontology annotation, molecular function: zinc ion binding; mRNA binding. The transcript has 3 exons. Lineage: Eukaryota; Metazoa; Chordata; Actinopteri; Salmoniformes; Salmonidae. The record is from RefSeq and is a predicted model, not a curated record. The coding region runs from base 107 to 1324 and encodes 405 amino acids.
UAGAGAUGCCGUAGGUAUCAAACGCCGGCAGAGAGGAGCCAUUUCAGCCCUUCGGAAACUAGUGGCAUCAACCCAGUGAGUCCAUCGUGAAAGUGGGAUCAUCACCAUGGUGAAAAUCUUCAUUGGGAACUUGUCUCCAGACACCAUGGCAGAGGAGCUGCGCUCCCUCUUCUCCCAGUAUGGAAAGGUCUCUGAGUGUGACAUCGUCAAGAACUUUGGCUUUGUGCACAUGAAGGAUAAAGCUGAAGCGGAGGAGGCCAUCAAGAACCUCCACCACUAUGAGCUCAACGGGGAGCAGAUGAACGUGGAGAUGAGCCGCGGCAGACCCAAAGCCACCACCAAGCUGCACGUGGGCAAUAUCAACAGCAGCUGCACCAACCAAGAGAUGCGGGCCAAGUUUGAGGAGUACGGCCCUGUGGUGGAGUGUGACAUAGUGAAGGACUACGCCUUUGUCCACUUGGAGCGUAUGGAGGAUGCCAUGGAGGCCAUCAGUGGGCUGGACAACACAGCCUUCCAAGGCAAACUGAUGAGUGUGAAGCUUUCGACUAGCCGCCUGCGUACUACGCCGGGAAUGGGAGAGAGGACAGGUUGUUAUCGGUGCGGGCAGGAAGGCCACUGGUCCAAAGAGUGCCCGCUCGACACUUCGGGCAACUACAGAGAGGGUGCCGAGCCAAGCUCUGACCCUAGGUUCGGCGGUGGCUGCGGUUAUCAACGGGGCUUGAAUGUCGGCGUUCCAGGUUACAGUGGAAGCUAUUCUCCCGCGCACGGCUUUGGCGGUGUGCCCGGGUAUGGCAGGGGCGCAGGCUAUGAAAGCACAUUGAGUUACGGGCUUCCGCCGGGUUACGGAAUGAGCGCCGCCGAACAUAGCAUGGCACGGGUGUAUGCCAGUGAGGCAGCGUACGGAGGCAGCAGCUGGAGCCACGGCGUGGUCCCAGCCUACCCUAUGCGCCGGUCAUCGUAUGAGGACCGUGAUCCGUAUGGUGCCGUGGACUUCUACGAGAAGUAUCGGGCUCGCCCGUAUGGAGCCAGUUAUUUCGAGGAGCGCCGGUCUGUUCCUUUGCCCAGCCCACCGUUCCCUUCCUCCUUGGCCAUAAUGAGGGAGCGCCUGCCUCCCUCUAGCCCCGACCUAUACGAGCGCUGUCUUCUCCCUUCUCCACCAGCCCCCCUCUCCUCAUCCUACUCCCGCGACCGGAGCCCAUUCCGGCGAAUACCUACCGAGGCGUACGAGCGCGCGCGCCUCUCCCCGGUGCCCUCCCUCCCCAGAAGAUCGGCUUACGACAUCCCGCGGGACCCCUACGCCGAGCGGGCGCGAUAUGCUUACUAACCUUUCUUCCUCCUGUCCAGGUGAGACCUGAUUUAGCUUUCAUAGGUUAGCGUGAUUAAGUUCCCAGGGAACUAGUAUUAAUGUAAACACUGGGUGUUUUGAUCGUUUAUUUCCUAGGUAAAGUCCUAGGAAACGUCAGGUUUUCUGUCUUGACGUAGAUUGAUAAGACUGAUGCCCAUCAAGCUUGUUGAUCAAAUAGAAGAGAAUGCGUGCCGUAGAACUUAAAUGCAUCUUGUGGGUGACCAUGUUACUAUUUGGUAUGCUCUUUUUUCAGGUAUCGCGACGGUCAACCGAGCACGAGAUAAUCUUUGUUUCGACUCACGAUGCAUUUCGGUUAUGGCCCGCAAUCGUGGGACUGUGAAAGUGCAGACAUUUAGCUUCUCUGUUCGGUAUCUGUCUCGUGUGUCAACUGAUCGCUUAGUAACGGUUGUAUUUCCCCACUAAAAGCAGAUUGUACAUAGAUUUUUUUUUAUUUUUUUUUUUACAAAAAGAAGUUGAUUUGAAUGUGAGUCCUGCAGUUAUACGAAAAGUAGCACCAGUUGAAUCAUCCAAUGCAGUUGACUCCAGGUAGCAGUUGUAUGCAUUAUUGUGAUGAAUGCAAUCAUUUGCUAAUUAUGUUCUAAUUCAUUUUAAAACAAUCAAAAUACAUGUGUAUUAUUUACACAUUCAUUCACAAUACCUAUCUAAUUCUACUAUACACCUGAGGUAGGGGCCGCAAUGGACAACUGACCAAAUCCCGCUUUUUGGCUGAAUUAAACCUGUAUCAAAAAAUCAUUCACUUCAAAUGUUACAGUAUUAUUCAAAUUGUAUGUGAAUUAAAUAUUACACUUUGAAUAGAUUCUUAGUUUUGGAGCCUUUAAACAUUUUUUUUUACCCUUUUUCUCCCCAAUUUCUUGGUAUCCAAUUGUUAGUAACUACUAUAAUGUCUCAUCGCAACAACUCCCGUACGGGCUCAGGAGAGACGAAGGUAGAAAGUCAUGCGUCCUCCGAAACACAACCCAACCAAGCCACACUGCUUCUUAACACAGCGCCAUCCAGUCCGGAAGUCAGCCGCACCAAUGUGUCGGAGGAAACACCUGGCGACCUUAGUUAGUGCGCACUGCGCCUGGCCCGCUACAGGAGUAGCUCACCGCGUGGUGCGCGGUGAGACAAGGAAAUCCCUACCGGCCUAACCCGGACGACGCUAGCCCAAUUGUGCGUCGCCACACGGACCUCCCGGUCGCAGCCGGCUGUGACAGCCUGGGCGCAAACUCAGAGUCUCUGGUGGCACAGUAACUGAGGAGCUGCGCCACCCGGGAGGCCCCAGUUUUAGAACAUUUCUAAACUGUUGUGUAGGCUUAUACAUCACCAUGGGACGGCCCCAUGAACCCAUUCCAUCUUGACAAAAUCAGUAUUUUUAGAAGUGGAUUUGCCACCAUUGGUCCUGAAUGAUGAUAUGAUAAAUAUUUCUGUCCAUCUGUUUCUCAAUAAAGUCACUGUCUGAAAAGUUA